AUGAUCAGUACCUCUUGGGGAGCACCAGCAGCGUUUACGAAAGGCUUUGAUCUGAAAGACGUCUCUGAUGGCUUGUAUGGAAAGCAUCUACAUGUCUAUAGUUGGCCCGAAGAAGAACUGAAACAGAUACUUGACCUUGGUGAUAAUGGGCUUUUGCCCUUAGAGAUAAGAUUCUUGCACGACCCCACAAAAGCUACGGGAUUUACAGGAUGUGCUUUGUCAAGUACUAUUGUGAGAUUCUUCAAGAACGAGGAUGAAACAUGGAGCCAUGAGAUGCCAGGGCUUAUUACUGACUUCCUAAUAUCCCUUGACGACCGAUUCCUCUAUUUUUCCAACUGGCUUCACAGAUAUAUUCGUCAGUACAACAUCGAAGACCCAAAAACACCCAUUUUAACUGGUCAACUUCAUGUAGGCGGGCUGGUUCAGAAGGGAAGCCAUAUCUUGGCCAUAGGAGAAGAAGACGAGACCUUUCAGUUCGAUGUCCCUAACAUCAAGGAUCAGCGUCUGAGAGGAGGCCCGCAAAUGUUUCAGCUGAGCUUAGAUUGGAAGCGACUGUACGUGACGAACUCGUUGGUUAGCGUUUGGGACAAAUAG
Messenger RNA from Eruca vesicaria subsp. sativa (arugula), 594 nucleotides. The record is from the annotation of a GenBank genome assembly. Lineage: Eukaryota; Viridiplantae; Streptophyta; Magnoliopsida; Brassicales; Brassicaceae.